Messenger RNA from Daucus carota subsp. sativus, 2165 nucleotides. Its product is annotated as glycine-rich domain-containing protein 1-like. The coding region runs from base 565 to 1827 and encodes 420 amino acids. The transcript is spliced from 4 exons. The record is from RefSeq and is a predicted model, not a curated record. Lineage: Eukaryota; Viridiplantae; Streptophyta; Magnoliopsida; Apiales; Apiaceae.
ACCGAAAUCGAACUGCAAUAAUUCGAUUGAUUUUGUUCGGUUUUGAAUAAAAGUUCGGUCCACUUCGGUUUUGAGAAAAACUUAAAUCCAACGUACAUAUUCCUCCGGAUUCGGUGGAACCGUUCCCCCACUUCGCUAUUGGACGGACAUGUUCAAGGGAGUUGGUUCUAGGCUUAUUAAAAGACUUGCACUUUACCAUUCUGCUGUUGGUUCUAGGCUUAUUAAAAGACUUGCACUUUACCAUUCUGCUGAUCAUUGACUCGAUACACACACAAACACUUGCACUUUACCAUUCUUGCUCAUUUGAAAUUAGCUUAUUCUCACACCUUCGAUGAACCGGGGACAAUCCUUGCAUUCUUCUUCUUGCUGAUCACAUCUGGCAAUAAACUUCCGGUAGAAAACUGGUUCAAACUGUACCAAAGCAGCAGGAGUAGUAAUGGGAUUGGAAAUUAGUUACUUCUUGGCCAAGAAGAAUAACAUAGAAGUGAAUCAAAAUUCUGGGCCUGAAUUGAUGAUACUCUGCUCUUUUGCGUUCUGCCAGCUAAAUGUUUCACAAGUAGAGAUAUGAUGAAGAAGUUCUUGACAUCAACUUCUCGAUUUCUUGGACUUUCCGCAGCUUCAGCUCAUACUUGUUGUCUUGCACCCUUUUGUUUUCAUGCAACUUCUCACUUCUCCACAAAACCUAACCCUGAUCAUCCCUCUAAACCCAAACUCCAUUUCCCUUUUUUCUCUCGACUUCAAGAUUUACUCGUUGAGUUACUUGUUGAGAAAUCUAAGGUUGGUGUUGAGGAGAUAGAGUGGAGCAAAGCUCAACAGAUUGUUAUAAGUGAGGAUCUUGUGGCUACUGCUAAACAGCAGCUUCAGUUUCUUGCAGCUGUUGAUCGUAAUCGCUGGCUUUACAAAGGCCCUGCACUACAAAGAUCAAUUUACAGGUAUAAUGCUUGUUGGCUUCCGUUGCUUGCUAAAAAUGCCGAGUCACAGAUCUCUAAAGGACCUUUGGUUGUUCCUCUUGAUUGUGAAUGGGUUUGGCACUGCCACAGGCUUAAUCCAGUAAGAUAUAUAUCUGAUUGCAAGAAGUUUUAUGGAAGGAUUCUUGAUAAUUGCAAUGUUUUAUCAUCUAUUGAAGGAACUUCGGGUAGAGAGACAGAAAAGAUUUGGGGAAGGUUGUACCCAGACGAGCCCUAUAGCUUUGACCCCGAUACAUCUUGCUGGGACAAAACAUUAGACAACGCAGCUGAUGCUGAAAAGCACACCACAUACGAUCUUGUUUUAGCUAUUGAAAGACAGAGUCCAUUCUUCUACCAGGUUUCCAGACCCCAUAUGAAGAAUGACUUAUUUCUUGAGGCAGUCGUGGCCAGAUAUAAAGGUUUUCUGCAUCUUAUUAACAAAAACAGAGAGCAUAUGCUCAAACGCUUCUGUGUUCCCACCUACGACAUUGACUUGAUAUGGCAUUCCCACCAGUUGCACCCAGUGUCUUAUUGCAAAGACAUGGUCAAGCUUAUUGGGAAGGUUUUGAAACAUGACGACACAGACUCGGACAGAACAAAAGGGCAAAAGCUGGAUGUUGGUUUCUCUGAAACUACAAGCCAGUGGGAGCAAAUAUUUGGCUCAAGAUAUUGGAGAUCAGGCUCAAUGUAUAGAGGGGCUGCUCCAUCUCCUCUGAUAACCAUCCCAUUUGUGUCAAAAUCCAUGACCAAUAAGAUUGUAUCGACUGAUGUGCAGCAACAAAUCAUAAGUCUUCCUGAGCUGAAGUCUGUGGAGGUAAAUUCUUAUCCAAAUUCGUAUUUCUCUACGCAGCUGCAUUAUAUGUGUUUGAUCAUAUAUUAACUAGAUGCGUUCUCUCCUGUCUCUAGCUGCAAAAGAAUGGGACUGGUAGAAAUGUUUCUGGGAUGUAACAAUUUGCUUAAAUUAACGGACAUCCUUAGCUUUAUCUUCUAUAUUUGUUCAAGAAUCUAGCUUCAGUGUCUCCAAAAUCAUUUGCUAGACUUAAGUCUCAACUUCCGAAAAUUUCCUCGCUCUGAAUACAUUUUGUGAUGAGUAACUUUAGUACCCAUGGCAGCUCUUUCUAGUGAGCAGAAGAAAAACACUUUAUAUCACUUACUUUGCAUCUCUGUUUCCUAAUUCUGGUCUACAGGAUAAUCUUUCUAACCAAUCAUGUAGUAAGA